Molecule: messenger RNA, 306 nt
Organism: Penicillium macrosclerotiorum
Lineage: Eukaryota; Fungi; Ascomycota; Eurotiomycetes; Eurotiales; Aspergillaceae
Exons: 2
Coding region: 1-306 (101 amino acids)
Biological process (GO): endoplasmic reticulum to Golgi vesicle-mediated transport; retrograde transport, endosome to Golgi
Cellular component (GO): COPII-coated ER to Golgi transport vesicle; Golgi membrane; Golgi cis cisterna
Source: RefSeq, a predicted model, not a curated record
AUGGGAAACAUCCUCUUCUUGAUCGGUCUCACCCUGAUUAUCGGCUUCCAGAAGACCAUGGUCUUCUUCGCACGCCCCGAGAAGCUCAAGGGCACCGCCGCUUUCACCGCCGGCAUUGUGCUGAUUCUCCUCCGUUGGCCGCUGACCGGCUUCCUCAUCGAGUUAUACGGGCUAUUCAUUCUGUUCGGCGAUUUCCUUGUGACGAUUGGGCAGUUCGCUGGCAACAUCCCUGUCAUCGGACCGUAUAUCCAGCGCGGACUCGAAAUUCUAGCCGGUGGCCGCAGCAACGCUGAAUUGCCUGUAUGA